Drosophila mojavensis is the source of this 3023-nucleotide messenger RNA. It is a transcript of the gene pn, whose product is annotated as exopolyphosphatase PRUNE1. Bases 135 to 1400 code for a protein of 421 amino acids. Gene Ontology annotation, cellular component: cytoplasm. The transcript is spliced from 2 exons. Gene Ontology annotation, molecular function: exopolyphosphatase activity. Lineage: Eukaryota; Metazoa; Arthropoda; Insecta; Diptera; Drosophilidae. The record is from RefSeq and is a predicted model, not a curated record.
GAUACUUGUUGCUUGCGAUUAUCGUGUGUACCCGAUUUGCUGUUGACAUUUGUGGCUUUUCACACGGAGCUCCACAGUGCCGUUUGUUAUUUAUUUCAUGUGAAAAUUGUGUGCGCACUGCUACGUCUGAGCAAAUGUGUCUCUUGCGUUUCCUGUUACAUUCGCGUUCCACGCUGAGCCGCUACCUACCCGAUAAGGCGGCCAGCUCGACGACAGCUCGGCGAACGCCCACGCCCAGGCCUCCGCCCACACAGGAAGUGCAACGCAAACUCAAUUUAGUGAUAGGCAAUGAGUCGUGCGAUUUGGACUCGGCUGUCUCAGCAUUGACGCUCGCCUUCAUCUAUGCGGGCAGGCAGAAGGACCAGGACUUUGUGCCUGUAUUGAAUAUACCACGGAUCGAUUAUCCUCUCAAAACGGAGGUGUGUCACAUGUUCCAAAAGUGUCAAAUCACUCCAGAAAUGCUCGUCUUUCGCGACGAUCUGCCAGAGAAGUUGACUAAUCCGGAUAUUAAUGUCAUCCUGGUCGAUCAUCACGUCAACAGCUGGGCAGCGAAUGUCGGUGAGAUUCUCGACCACAGACCGAUGGAGAAACAUCCAGCAGUAAGUCAUUUGCCGGUGCACUGUGUGCGCCAUAUCGAACCGGAGCUGGGCUCCUGCGCCACACUCGUGGGCGAACGUUACAUGGCUGAGCAGGAGCCACGCUCCGCGUAUGUCACUAAAUUGCUGCACGCCACAAUUGUGCUCGACACCAUCAACUUUUCACCAACCGCGAAGCGUUUCUGUGCCCGCGAUUUGGCAAUGGUCGAGCAGCUGGAGCAGCUGCAGAGGGAGGACUUGGACGAUGGCGAGCGCAGGCGUUUGCGUUGUCAGCUCUUCGAUGAGCUAGUGGCAGCGCGUGCGGACAUCAGCAAGCUGAGUCUCGUCGAGGUCCUGCGCAAGGACAUGAAGCGCCUGCAAACGGAGCGUCACAUGGUGCCCAUGGCCGGGCUGCCCAUGUUGGCACGCGACUUCAUCGAUCUGCCCGACGCCGAGAAUGCCAUACGCCAGUUCGGUUGCGGCACCAAUCUCCUGGUUCUGCUGGGCAUGUACGUGCCGCCGGUCAAGGGUGGCCAGGUGAUGCGCGACGUGGCCCUCAUCUCGCUAUCCGGACACGCCCCGCUGGUGGAGCGUGUACGCCAGGCCUUGCUGGCAUGCGCGACGCCCCCGCUCGAUCUGCGUCCGCACGCACUCGACACCAAUUUCAUGGGCGGCAGCUUCCUGAGGCAGCACAACGUGCAGGCCACUAGGAAGCACAUUCUGCCGGUGAUCAAGCGCGUCCUGCUGGAGUUGGAGGCAUCGCAGCACUGCGACUGCGAUGACGUUUACUUCUUCAAGGAGAAACCCAAACUGGGCCUCUCCUAAGCAAGCACACAGAUAGUACAGUGGAGACUGCCUAGCAAGUACAAAACAGAAAAAAAAAAAAAAAAAAAAAACCAAAAUCAAACCAGCUAGACGGAAGGAGAAAGAUUUACUUGUAAGUGGAUUUCGUAUCCGUUAAACGAAUUCAAUGCAAUUCCAAUUGAAUCUGAUAUCGAUUUGAAAGUCCAAUUUGAAACCAAUUGAAUCAGAUAUCACAAAUCAAACAGAUAACUAAACCAAAACUUAUUUAUUGUAUUAGAAAAUAGCAAAAAAAAAAAAAAAAAAAAAAACAAAAAUCAAAUCAAAAGGCAAACAUAAAUGGGGAGCUCGAAUUCGCAUUCGAUCUGUAAACCCAAAGCGCAUGCGAUUCCCAGCUGGAUUGGAAUUCAAUUCCAAUUUGCAAAUCAAUGUAAACAAAUAUCCAAUCAAACUGUAUAUCCAAUUGGAUGCAAAUUGAUGUCGAGACUCGAGAUUUCCAACAGUUAGUCAAGUAUAAAACAAAUUGAAGCGAGCUUCUAAAACGCAAAACCCAAUUGGAUCGAAUUCCAAUUGGUCUAGGAUAAGAGGAUUUUCUGAAAUCCAAUAAUUAGUUAAAUAGAAUGAAAAUUAAAAGUGAAAUCCAAACCCAUUGCAUAGACUUCCAAUUGAUGAACGCAAUUCCGAUUGGCAUUUAUUGAAAACUAAAACAUGAGCAGAUGGAACUCUAAAUUCUUGCUGUAAAACCCAAUUAAAUGUAAUUUUCCUGGCUAAAUGUAAACUGAAUAGGAAUGCACUUUAGAUAUCCAAUUGAAUGGUAUAUUAUUGUCGUAAAGGCCAAUUAAAUGUGAUUCAACUAAUAUCUAAAUGAAGAAGAAAUAUUAAUCAUCCAAUUGAAAGAAAAAUUCCAGCUGUAAGACCAAUUUUAAGUGAUUUUAGUUAGUUUUUAAUCUGUGAAAUUUGUGAUUUUGUUUGUAUUUUGUAUAAUUCAAGAAUAAUUAAAUUCAGUGUAUUUUGUUUUGUUUUGUGUAAUAUAAUCUAAGUUUAAUCUGUUGUUUAUUUUCACAUAUUUCGAAUCAGUCGCAAAACUGAAUUCUCAUUCAUCUCUCUCUCUCUCUCUCUCUCUCUGUCUCCCCCUCUCUCUCUCUCUGUCUCCCCCUCUCUCUCUCUCUCUUCAGCUACACAUGAAGAGCCGCAUUUAUUCUAUAUGUAAAUCGAAUUUAUAUAUACAUAUAUAUACUAAUUCUACAGUUAAGUUAUUCCAGCUGAACAACAUGUAAAUCCAAUAAGAGCUAUGAGCUUUGCUGAUUGGAAUUUUACAGAUUUCAUGGAAUUAGCAGCUAGCACUAUUUCUAUUGCAAGCUGAUAAGACUCGGAAUUCUAAUGAAGUCUAAUCGGAUAUACUACAUGCAUACAGACAUGUUGCACGUCCAGCUUGUUUGAAGUAGAGCUGCUUAUUGGCAAUUUACUCUUAGCUAAUUGGAUCAUUUAACAGGCCAAUCGGAUAUGCCAGAGGAAAUCUAAUUAGUUAAUGUAAACACUAACUGAAAUCUCGCUUUUUAACCAGAUAUGUAUAUAUAUAUAUAUACAUUAAUCUGUUUAGAGUUCCGUUAUGUCUUAGAAUUAAAAAAAUCAAAUCAAAUUGUCGAA